Alternaria rosae is the source of this 768-nucleotide messenger RNA. RefSeq lists its product as uncharacterized. The record is from RefSeq and is a predicted model, not a curated record. The transcript has a single exon. The coding region runs from base 136 to 558 and encodes 140 amino acids. Lineage: Eukaryota; Fungi; Ascomycota; Dothideomycetes; Pleosporales; Pleosporaceae.
UUCUCCAUCUGCUUUCUUGGUUUCAUCGUUCCUUUAUACCUGACAAACACACGGAUUUUGCAUCUUCGAUCAUAUUUGCUCGAAGAGCACAUCGAAACUUCACAACAACGAUUAUCGAACACAAAAACACACACAAUGGCACCAGCACCAAUGCCUACCGCCUCCAUCCUCCCCGAAGCCCCACCGGCCAUAAUCCCCAUCCCGAACGCCAGCUCCCGCCGCGAUGGCUUCAGUCCGGGCGCUGUAAUCGGCAUAGUAAUAGCCAUCGUUUGCCUCCUCCUCGCCGUCCCCAUCAUCGCCAUUCUCCUCCGCCGAUACGAGAAGACGCGUCUGCGCGAGACACCCAAGCUCAGCCCAGGGAGCAGUGACGUCAGUCUGCGCAGUGUCCAGGAGAACCAUAGUUUAAAGAGCAUUCUUGUGACGAAGGAGUUGUCGAGAUCGAGUAUGAGGAUGGAGAGGGUGGAUUCGGGAUCUAGUAUUAGGAGGCCGGAGGAGUGUUAUGGGCAUGGCAGAGAGAGGGAGAGGGGGUGGAGUUGCACUGAGGUUAGGGGUGGGUGAGAGACUGGAGGGGAUUCAAGUUUUUGCUUUCUAUGGCGACUGGUCGUCAUAUCAGAUCCUUGCACACCAUGCGAUGAGUACAAUCGACUCCUCGCAGGCCUCGCACCGCAACUUGCAUUCAUCGAGAUGGCGAUAGGCAUACGCCCAUUCAGCCGAGCCUGCGAGGAAGUGUCUACCGAUGAUGGGAGUGCGUGGGCUUCGCCAAGACUA